AGUUUAAAGUCAAUCUACCGAGGGUUAACAUGUCAGUAGAUCAGACUAAAUUAUUGUUAGAAGGCUUCCUGCAGAAAAGAAAAGAUACUAUGAAACUAAGAUGGGUGACAUAUUGGUUCAGGCUUCAAAACACAACCCUGUUCUUUUAUACACAGAAGAAUGGCAGCGCUUCCCAUUUGAGAGGCUAUUACUACAUUUACACAUCUCUCUCUGUCCACAUCUCUGUCAGGUGCAGUCGGUGCGAGAAGUCCCGAGAGUUGCCGGUAAUCGCAUCAUUUUUGAGAUCAUCAUGACCAAUGGAAAGAGGAAAGUGUUGGCAGCAGAGACAGCAGCCCUCAGAAAGGAGUGGGUGAGAUGCCUCUGGCAGGCUAUGCAUCUUUCUACCUCUGGUCUCUCAGACUCCAGAAGCCCAAACCUGGAAGUGUGUGAGCAGCGAGAAAGAUUAAACACCAGCGCACCUAUCUACUCAAACAUUGACAGUGUGAUGGAGUCGCUGCCUGCUCGGCCCUUCUCUGCCCCCCCCCCGACGGGCCACAUCCACCAUGACAUCUGGAGCAUCGCCACCCCAAUCUGCCCAUUAGAGGAGCUGAACCAUGAGGAGGCCACGCAACAAAACACACCUCCAGCCUGUGGCUACCAGCAACACAAUGUUACCAGUGGGGUGAGCCACACAGAGGGAAGACAAGAAGGAGACUAUGACAUUUUACCGCUUGGAAACAGACCGUGUGGGAACGCGAUGGAAGAGGGUGUGUAUGACUUUCCUAUGUCUUACAGGAGGGCUGCUGAACAUCCGAACCCUGCAGAGAGCAUCUAUGACGUACCCAGCUCUCUGUUGAGGAGGAGGCCUGAUCACACUUUAGUUGCAGAGGUGCAGCCGGAGGACGGAGACUACUGGAGGAUAUGAGGUCCAGCUGGAGGACACGAUAGUCUGGAGCACUCUCUCCAAACCUGUGGACCAGACACAGAAUACCAAGCUGCCUAAUAUCUGUAGCGACGCAUUUACACAACACACACACACACACACACGCACACACACGCACACACACUGUAUUUAUGCAACAUGUUUGUCACCUUAGUUACACUUUGG
Molecule: messenger RNA, 1087 nt
Organism: Trematomus bernacchii (emerald rockcod)
Lineage: Eukaryota; Metazoa; Chordata; Actinopteri; Perciformes; Nototheniidae
Exons: 10
Coding region: 101-904 (267 amino acids)
Source: RefSeq, a predicted model, not a curated record